Molecule: messenger RNA, 4285 nt
Organism: Triplophysa dalaica
Lineage: Eukaryota; Metazoa; Chordata; Actinopteri; Cypriniformes; Nemacheilidae
Gene: ankrd24
Product: ankyrin repeat domain 24
Molecular function (GO): actin binding
Source: RefSeq, a predicted model, not a curated record
GGCAUCCCAUGCUGGGCAUCUCUCACUGUACAGCAGAUCUCAUGAAAGCAAAGAAUAACAUCAACGAGCAUUAAACUUAAUGCAAUAGGCCAAGAUGAAAACGUUAAAGGCAAAGUUUAAGAAGACAGAGAGUCAAGACUGGAGUAAAAUUGAUGACAGACUGCUGCAGGCGGUUGAACAGAAUGACCCAGAGAAAGUGGGAAUGCUGCUGGUUAAGAAAGGCCUCUGCCCUUCAAAGCUAGACGUGGAAGGCAGGUCAGCCUUCCAUCUUUGUGCAUCCCGAGGUCGACUCGAUUGUCUGGAAGUGAUAUUAUCCCAGGGGGUGGACAUCAACGUAACAGACGGCACAGGGUUCAAUGCUCUUCAUCUUGCUGCUAAGAAUGGACAGCCUGAUUGUUUAAAGAGGCUUCUGCAGGAGAGGAUGCUUGUCGACUCAACAGACAGUUUUGGGAGGACUUCCUUACACCACGCUGCUGUAAGCGGCUGCUUAUCCUGCAGUGAGAUUCUGUGGGACUUCAAGGCCAACCUUGAUGCUCAAGAUGGUGACGGAUCAAGUCCUUUAAUCUUAGGAGCCCAGAUGAGCAGAAUGGAGCUGUGUGCGUUCCUUCUGGAACGAGGAGCCAAUCCUAAUAUACAGACAACCAGGGCAGGUAGAACAGCUCUGAUGUUGGCCUGCGAGAGUGACAGCAUGGAGACCGUAGAGGUGUUACUAAAGGGCGGAGCGAAUGCUCACCUAACCGACGCCCUUGGGCACAACUCCGCCCACUACAGCAUUUCUGCAGGAAACCACAACGUAACGCAGCUUUUGCGAAACGGAGGAUGCGUAGCCACAGCUGCUGAGGGUUCAAAUGAGGAGCAUGCUCCUCCCCCUGCUGGUGGGACCACACCCCGCAAGAGGAGAGCCCCGCCUCCUCCUAAAUCUCCUUCUCAGGGCACGCCUCCUUCCUCAAAUACCCCUGCUUCCACCCAACCUGAGCCGCAGAGCCCUUCUCCCGCCCCCCGGACCCAGCUGACCUCAUCUGAAAAUGCUGUGGAGGAUGAAGAGGUAUUUGAAGAGAUUCGUAAACUCAGAUUGGAAAGAGGUCGUCUGCUGCAGAAAAUCAAGACCCUUGAGCAACAGCAAAACAGCGCCACUACUGCCCUAGCAGAGCUCAACUCUCUGAGGGAAAGACUGAGUGAAGCUGAGGCAGAACGCGAUCGACUGCUGGCGGAGCUGGAGGACUUGAAAGCGGCUCGGGCGAGUGGAGUGACCUGUGAAUCAGAGGAUGGAGAGGACCUGGAUGACAUGUUGGAUUUCCCAGGAGCUGAGAAGUUGCUGUCUAGGCAGUCACGAGGCCUGAAUGCUGAUUCGUCGGAUGAAAGAGACGAGGGCGUGUCUCAAGGGAAUCCCGCCUCUUUAGAGCAGCUCCGCAAAAAAGUGGAGGAACUGACCUCACAGAACGCCGACCUGGUUUUAAAAGUGCAGAUGCUAGAGAUGUUCGAGAAGGAUGACACCGAUAUGCAGAGCUCGGGUCCAGACUUCGUUCCCACGGCACAGUACGAGUCUAUGAGAAAAGAGUUUGAAGAAUUGCAAGAGAAAUUCUCCAAACUCCAGACUGCUACCGAGGCCUCCAGCAUCGCAGAGGACCCUGGAUCUGAUGAGAAGCAACAGGAGGAAGAAAAAGCGGAGGAACAUCUCAAACAAAGGGAACUAAAGGAACAGCUGGCUGCCCAGGCCGAGUUAGAAGAGCUCAAAGAACAGAUGCGACUUGGGGUUUACUCUGUGGAGGAGGCAGAGACGCCUGAUGAAAGUUCUGAGGCCUCGAAAGAAAGGGAAACCUCAGAGACCCAACAGCUGAGAGCGAGGGUCCAGGAGUUGGAGGCGGAGCUAGCCAGCAAACGGACUGAGGGGGAGGGGCCUGGUGAAGGCGACAACGACACAAUCCGACAGCUGAAGCAGAGGGUGGGGGAACUUGAGGCAGCCCUGCAGGACAAGGCGACGGGAGAGAAAGAGGAGGCGAACACUGUUUUGAGACUUAACGAACGUGUGAGGGAGCUUGAGGCAGCCCUGGAGCAAGGCAAGCUGGCUGGGCAUCGGGAGGACAAGGGGGCGCCGGUGAACGGGUUGCAGGCACGUGUGGAGGAACUUGAGCGGGAGUUAAAAGAGAGUGUACCACGAGGGAAGCUCGAGGAGGUUCAGGUCAAUUUAAGUCUUCAGCUGAACCAGCUCUCUCGAGAACGGGCCGAAGUGGCUACGAGACUCAACCAGGCCUUGUUGGAGCUGGAGAGGCUCCGCCCACCUUCCGCAGAGGACGAAGAUGACGACGAGCCUUCGGAGAGCUCGGAGGUUUCCGUUGCAUCCGAUAUGUUGCCGGGUAGUCGGACCAUGGCGACGAUAAAGGAGGAGCUGGAUGUUGCAAGGCAAGAGGCAGCACAAGCUCUGGACAGCCUGUGUGCAGAGAGAGAGAGCAGAGCUCAGGAUGCACUACAUCUUAGGAAUGCAGUACCGCUGGCAAAACACCAGGAGGCGCUGACUGCUGUAGCGCAGCAGCUCGCUCGAACAGAAAAAGAGCUCCAGACAGAAAGGGCCCAACGUGAGCACGCACAAGCCGAGCUGGCCAGACUACAAUCUGAGCUGCAGGGGGCGCAAAAGGAGUCGGUAAGCAGGGAAGAGCAUGAGAGAGUGAAGGCAGAAUUAGAGCGCUCUCUAGAGGAAGUUCGCGAGAAGGCAGCGAUGGCACAGGAUGCUCUGAGCGAUAAAGAGACAGAGUUGAAAGAAUUGCGAUCUCGGAAGGCUUUAGAGCAAGGGCUGGUGUCUAAAGAAGACCACGAGGGCCAGAGACUGUCUCUACAAGCCGAAAUCAACACCUUGUCAACCCAGUUAGCUGAUCUUACACGCAAACAUGAGAAGACUUCUGUUGAGGUGUUCCAGGUGCAGCGUGAUGCUUUGUUUAAUAAAAGCGAGCGUCAGGUGGCCGAGGCUGAGCUGGAGGCAGUUAAAAAACAGCUGGCCGAUCUGCAGGCUGAAUCCACCCACAUCCAACUGCUACACCAGGACAUCCAGCACUCGCAAGGACUCGUCAAAGAGAAGGACCGCAAGAUCACAGAGUUGUCCAAGGAGGUGUUUCGUCUGAAGGAGGCGUUGGGCGCUCUAACUCCUCCGCUGGGCCGUUCUCCCUCACCACCAACCUCAGGAGGAAUACCUGGACAACAGCUGGCACUUCAGAACCGUGUGAAUGCUCUUACACAGCAGCUCCAGGAAUGGGAUCGCAAACACAAAACUGUGGUUUCGAUAUAUCGCUCUCACCUAUUAGCGGCUGUACAGGGUCGAAUGGAUGAAGAAGUGCAGGCUCUUUUGCUACAAAUCCUUCGUAUGACACAUAAAAGCCCAAAUUAACACACAGUAUAACUGUAUGACAGUUUAACUGACAGCAAAACACUGUGAUCCAGGUAUGAAUGCAAACUGCCAUGCUGGGAGAUAUAGUUUUGGAAAUGACAGAGAUGAAUAUAUUUCCUGGAUUUAGGUUUGAAAGGGUGAGCCUUGAAUAAUUUUGUACCACAUUGCAAUAAACACUGAGAAACAACAUCGCCGGUUUGUUCUUUUAAAACUCUGAUCAAAAGUCACUCGUGGUGGCGAUGACGCUUUCAGCACAGGCUCCAUCAACAUCUCACAUUAUGUCAAGUGUCACUAUGUGGUUUACAGAAUGUUAUGAACAAUUUCCAUACACUAAAAUGAUAGAAAGCACGCCUCAGUCAAUCUGUGACUUCUAUUCAAGUCACCUGCUGCCAUUCCUCUUACCACAAAUAUGAGCAUGUUUGUUAAUAAAUAAAAAAUAAAAAUAAUUAACUCACCUUGUGCCGUUAAAAACCCUCAUAAGUGCAUUUUCUCAGUGAAACAAAAAAUAUGUUCAUAUCAAGUUUUGAUAUAGUGAAAAAAAAACACCAGCCACAUAAAGUCUGCUAAAUACAUAUUCCUUUUCAACCACACCAUGUCUGAUAAUAGACCACAAAUAACACACAAUUGACACAUUCACACAGAAAGUGAAUUGAACUGAGCUGUGAGUUUGGGGUAUGCGGCUAAUGAAGGAUGAAUGAAGAGCGUUGACUUAAACUGCUGAUAAAGCAAAGAUGGUAAAAGACUGGACCAAUAACAACAAAGCCAUGAAUAACAGACAUUGGUACAGCACCACUACUUACAUAACUGAAGCAUGCAUAUACCCAAAACCUGAGAAGAAGCAGGUUUACUUUUUGUAAUGGGCUGGCUUUAAAUGAGUAGUUCACUAUAAAAUUAAAAUUUCACUAUAAU